Molecule: messenger RNA, 4575 nt
Organism: Siniperca chuatsi (mandarin fish)
Lineage: Eukaryota; Metazoa; Chordata; Actinopteri; Centrarchiformes; Sinipercidae
Gene: ctc1
Product: CTS telomere maintenance complex component 1
Exons: 25
Coding region: 457-4164 (1235 amino acids)
Biological process (GO): positive regulation of DNA replication; telomere maintenance via telomere lengthening
Cellular component (GO): CST complex
Molecular function (GO): telomeric repeat DNA binding; single-stranded DNA binding
Source: RefSeq, a predicted model, not a curated record
UUCACGACGUGUCGUCUUUAAAGCGUCUCUGAACCCUGAGACUCUGAAACUACAGCUUUCACUUCUGGUCACAUGUUCGAGCUGAAAUACCUGAAGAACUGAAGCUGUCAUUAAAAUCAAUGAUUUAAUAAAGAAAACAGAUUUGCUGUGCAGGACUGGACGCUGAGCCUGAAGGAAACAAAGGCUGGAUUUCUGUUCAGGAGAGAAGAGUUACCUGCCGGGCAGCAGACUCAGGUGUGUCCCGGUCCACAGUCCGGGCCAGGUGGCGGCGGUAAUGCACCAUCACCGCCAUUAAACCUCACGAAGAAGAAGCAGCAGUAGAAGAAGAAGAAGAAGAAGACUGCUGUGAGCCUCUCCGGGCACCGUAGUUCAACAGGAAGUAGUGUUUGAAGGCUGUUUGCGGGAGCGGUGUGUUUACAGAGACUACCAGCCGUCAGUGAUCCGGUUCAGCGGUUGAUGUGGACCGCGGACAUGGAUUCCCUGCAGCUGUUCCUGGACCAGUUCAAAGCCAGCGGGGAAGCCGAGUCCGUCUGGUUGCAGCGCACCUUCCGCUUCGUCACGCGACACCUCUGUCCGCUGCUCUCUGGCCCCGCCCCUCCGGCUGCUGACGACAUGCUGACAGGUGUUUCAGGUGCAGGUGUGUGUUCCCAUCAGCUGAGUGUGUGUGUGGUGAAGAAGAUCCAGGAGCACAUGUCUGUCACACACACCUUACCUGUCAGCUACAGGCCGGUGUCCAUGUCGGAGCUGCUCUCCCGGCAGCGCCUGGCCUGCGUCAGUAACCUGUCCUGGAGCACCAAUCAGCAGCGAGCCUGGGCGAAGGAGGCGGAGCUUACUCUGCCGGGCCACCGGGCUCUGCCGCGGGUCAACCUGCUGCUGAUUGGCUGCCUGAGAGAGGGGGGCGGAGAGUGGAGGCUGACGGACGCCAGCGGCAGCGUCAGGUGUGAGUGCCUGUCUCCCUCCCCUCUGUGGCUGAAUCGUCCCGUCUUCCUCCCUCACUGGAACUACAUCCCCCACGAUGCCCCGGGGCAGGACCGGGACGAGGCCGGAGGCCACGUGGAGCUGAUUGGCUCUCCUGUUCUGCUGUGUGCCGGCCCUGAGCGGGGAUUGGCUGCUGGUCCCGGAGGAGGGGCGGAGCUUAGCAGAGCAGUCGGAGUCAGAGAGGCCGCUGGUUUACUGCACAACAGGACUCGUGGACAGCGUGUCUCUGUCUGUGGUCAGGUGGGUUCAGUCUGCCCUCUGCUGGUUGUGGCAGGAACAACCUUCUUCUGCUUCUCGCUGACAGACGACUCUCACAGUCUACCUGUCCUCGUCAAGGACAGCAGCAGGUUGUGGUGGACGCAGCGUGUGUGUGUCGGUCAGAGUGUGUGUGUGACGGCGCUGCGUGUGUGCGUGCUACGAGGCUGGAGAGGAAACAACAUCCUGUGUGUGACCGACCGGUCUGAAAUACAAACGAACUACACGCACACGCAGGAAGACACACACUCUGACUCGCAGUCGGACACGCCCCCACCGCCGAUGAUGUCACAUGCUGACGGUGAGGACUGUGAGGAGGCGGAGCCUGAGCGAGACGUCAUCCAAUCAGCUGUCAGGAUGAACCAGUCCAGAGUCAUCAGUUACCAGGGCACUGUGACUGAGGUGGUGAGUGAGGGGGCGGGGCUGUACGUGAUUGACAGGAAGGUGGGCCUGUGUCUGGCCUAUCAGCCGACUCUGAGGAGGAAACUGAGAGCAGGAGACUCUGUGGAGCUCCACCACGUCCACUUCCUGUACCGACCCUGUCCCGACUUUCCUCCCAGCAUGCUCUGCACCUGUCUGCGCUCCAGCCUCAGGGUCACCGCCUUCAGCAGGGUGGGGGGGUCAUCACCUGACUCCAGCUGCCCCGGUGAUGGAGCGUUACCACGGUUACUGCUGGAGACAAACAUGGGCGUGUCCGAGUACCUGUGGACCUGUCACCUGAGCUCCCAGCUGUCACACAGUCUGGUUCCCAGUGUGUUGAAGCAGCAGUGUGUGUGUGUGUUGUCCUGGAAGCUGAUGGAAUUUGUGUGGAGACGAGGAAGAGGAGGAAGAGGAAGGAGGGAUAUCUACUCGGAGAUGUUGGACGAGCCUCACACCUGUCCUCUCACACAGUACAGUGUUGACCCUGCAGUACAUCAGUACAUCAGUGUGUCAGAGCUCAGUCAGUCUCUACAGUCAGACUGCUGGUCUUCGGUCUCUCUGAGCUCUCUGCUGCCCCCUGGUGGAUCCAGUCUGACCAGAUCUCAGAUCAACACAGAACUGGCCUGGUCCUGCAGGACUCUGACCUCUGACCCCCAGAACAACCCCCAGACUGGAGACAGACUCAGGCAGCGCCCCCUGCUGUUGGUCGGGGUGUUGGAGCUUCCGUCACCGACGCCUGAACACGCGCUGCAGCUGAGAGACGGGACGGGAGCCGUGGCCUGUGUCGUCACGGAAACCAGCGAGGAAGAGGAGGGAGGUCAGACGGCGGCCUUCAACACCGCCUGGAUAGGUUGUCUGGUGUGUGUCCAGCAGUUCACCAUGGUAACAGAGAGGUUCAUCCAAUCAGAUUUCCCCUCCUACCAACACCUGGACCAGGACAAGUACAUCACACGCAAACACUGCAGAGUUUACCUGCAGUUUUCUCUGGACCACCUUCACAUCCUGAGUCCGUCUGUUGCCAUGGUUACACACCUGCGACAGAGGGGGGAGGUGUCAGGAGGUGAUGUCACAGGGAGGAAACAGACAGCAGCAGAAGAAGAGAGGGAGGGAGGUCAGACUGCAGGGAGGAAGAGAAGAAGAGAAACAGGCUCCUCCCACUCUGCCUCCUCCGUUGCCGUGACCACCGGCCCUGUGGGCGGCGGCUCCCGGCCCUGCGUCUCCAUGGUGAUCAUGGUGCAGCAGAAGGAGGGCGUGGCCUGGAGGAACACGGGGGUGGAGUUACAGGGUGAGGAGGCGGGGCUUACAUUGUGCUUCUCUAUCAGAGCUGCUGUGAUUGGUCCAGUGGUCAGCUGGGGGCGGGACCCGAAGAACGAACCAAUGACAGACAGAGAGACAGAGACAGAGAAGGAGGACAAGGUGGUGCUGGUGCUCUCAGGUGUGUCAGCUCGCUGGUUUCCUCUGCUGCAGCCUGGAUGUUUCUACAGACUCAUCGCUGCUAACACACAGGAUCCCAGUGUUUUCAUUGGCUGUGGAGUUUCUGGGCGGAGUGGGGUGGAGCUCCACACUGACUCCACCCUUCAGGUCCAAUCUGAUUGGAGGUUCCACACUCUGACACGCCCACUGCUGCUGCACAGCUGCAGACAGGCUCUCUCGCCCACAGUCCUGUCUGUCUCUGGUGUCUUGGACUGCAGGUCAGAGUUGGUGUGUUUUCAGGCUCUGGUGUCUGAGAGGAUCAGUCUGAACGACAGGACGAGUGACUCUGGAGACACACACACAGGUGUGCGUCUCACAGUGUGUGACAAAACUGGGAGGAGUCUCCAGGUGUACCUGGACUUGAGCCACACCCCCUACCCACCUGGCCUGUUGCCUGGCAACACACUGCUGCUGUCUGCUUUCCAGAGGAAAGUGUCCAGGACAGGAAGUGUGUACUGCAGUUAUUUACCUGUCAGCUCAGUAACUGUCAUCUCCCUGGGAGAUACAAGCUCUGCCCGGCCUCCUCCUGCUCCCAUGAUGCAUCUGGGUGUGUGGGCAGUGAGCAGGGAGCAGAGGUGCAUUGUGGGUCGGGUCAAAGGUCACGUGGUGUGUUUCCUGUUCCUGCAGCUGCAGUGGAGCUGCUCGCUGUGUGGGAGUCAAUACAUGCAGUCUUGUUCCAGUUCUCAGUGUCGUUCGACCUCCUCGGUGUUUCAGUCCAACGCAAAGCUGGUGAUUGAUGACGGGACAGGUGAGGCUCACGUCUGGUUCUCAGGUGCUCUGGUUCGUCCUCUGCUGGGAUUGGCUGAUUGUCAGUGGGAGGGGCUUCAGAGAGCGCUCAGGGUCAGAGGUCACGUCAGGAUCUACCCCCGGGGGCGGAGCCUGGUGUGUGUAUUUACCUGUCUGUCUCUCUCUCUCAGGUGUGUGACUCUGACGACUCUCUCCUCCACUUCCUGUUGUGUGUGUGCAGCAGUGAUGCUGUGUGUCGUCAGCUGUCUCUCACCUGCAGGAAACACAACAAGCAGCGAUCAGAAGAGAUGAAGAGGUUCAGUCGAGGAGACCGAGACUUCAUGACCAGGAUGACUCCUCCUCUACAGCUCACCUGUCUGCACCUCCACACUGACUGAGCUCACCUGUCUGCGCUGACUGAGCUCACCUGUCUGCGCUGACUGAGCUCACCUGUCUGCACUGAGCUCACCUGUCUGCGCUGACUGAGCUCACCUGUCUGCUCUGAGCUCACCUGUCUGCACUGAGCUCACCUGUCUGCGCUGACUGAGCUCACCUGUCUGCGCUGACUGAGCUCACCUGUCUGCGCUGACUGAGCUCACCUGUACGCCUCGACACUGACUGAGAAGUUUGAGUUGAAUUUAGUUUCAUGUUCACAGAACAGAGUUUAAAGUUCAGUUUUACAGAAUCUGAUCGAUAUAAGUUAUUAAAUCUUCGUUUAUUUCU